This is a messenger RNA of Girardinichthys multiradiatus, 5973 nucleotides long. RefSeq names its product transient receptor potential cation channel subfamily M member 1-like. NCBI's taxonomy places the organism in Eukaryota, Metazoa, Chordata, Actinopteri, Cyprinodontiformes, Goodeidae. The transcript is spliced from 28 exons. Gene Ontology annotation, biological process: calcium ion transport into cytosol; protein tetramerization. The record is from RefSeq and is a predicted model, not a curated record. Gene Ontology annotation, molecular function: calcium channel activity. Bases 796 to 5424 code for a protein of 1542 amino acids. Gene Ontology annotation, cellular component: membrane.
CCAGACUCCAUACUGAGACACAGGUCCUUCACAGAGCUGCAAGCUCCUCCAGGAGUCAGGAACCAGGUUUCUCAGACCUCAAGCUGCUCUGGACACAACCCCAGAGCCCUGACACAGCUGCCAGGUUCGUCUGCACAGAACAACCAGGUCUUCAGGAGGAUGGAGUUUGGUUUGGAGGGAACCGUUUGGAUGCUGUUGUGAAGAAACUGUUUCGUUUCAUCUGAUCUGAAGGUGAACGCAUCUAAGAGAUGCAGAGAUGUUGUGUCAAUGCUUCCACUCGCUGAUGGGGGAUGUGGGGACAGGCAGAGAUGAUGAUGAUGAUGGUCUCUGGGAUGCUCCAUCGUUCACGUGAAAAAGACAAUAACACGGCAGCUCAUGUGCCACCGGGAUAGUAAUCCUCCAUCAUCGAGAGUGCAGAGAUGUGACAGAGUGCAGACACACAGCAAGUGCAGAACCACACACAGUCAUUAAGGACCACGUGGGUUUAAACACACAGGAAACAGAGAUAUAAAGGGCAGUUCUGCGUGUUUCUCUGUGUAGCAGCAGCAUUAGGAUGGAGAGAAAGGAUUUUAUGAAUAAAGGAAUGGAAAAUUAGCCUGAUCCACUUUGAAAGGAACUCUGGUGUUUGUGUACUUCAGCUGCAGAUGAAUACUGUUUUUUCUGCACAGAUAUAAUGUUAAACCUUACAGUUAGUGACAUUUUAUAGCACAAAAUGCUUGGCAGAUCAGUUUCUAUCUACCACACUGAGCAGACCACCCCACACCAGCAACAUGUUAGAAUCUGCUUCAUGUCUGUAUGUUUCUGUUCCUGUUUCAGGUUCACAGAGCGUGGAUCGAGAGAACCUUCCAGAAGAGAGAAUGUAUCCAAAUCAUUUCCAGCAAAGAUGCCAGCAGGUGCAGCUGUGGCCAGCUGGUGGCGCAGCACACCCCAAUCCCUGCAGGGGCAGUAGAGGACAUGGCCCAGCUGGUUCAACUGGAAGUCCAGCCUACAGAAAGAUGGAGCGCCAUAAAACACACCCAGACGUUCCCCACCGACGCCUAUGGGGUCCUGGAGUUUCAGGGAGGAGGACAUGUCAACAAGGCCAUGUACAUCAGGGUCUCCAAUGAUUCCAAGCCAGACUCUCUGCUCCACCUGAUGGUGAAGGAGUGGCAGUUGGAGCUCCCUACACUGCUCAUCUCCGUCCACGGGGGGCUCCAGAACUUUGACCUGUCCCCCAAGCUGAAGCAGGUCUUUGGAAAGGGGCUGAUUAAAGCCGCUGUCACCACUGGAGCCUGGAUUUUCACUGGAGGAGUCAGCACAGGGGUGAUCCGACAUGUCGGAGAUGCUCUCAAAGACCACUCAUCCAAGUCCAGAGGAAAGGUCUGCGCCAUCGGUAUCGCACCCUGGGGAAUUGUUGAAAACAAAGAGGACCUGAUUGGAAAAGAUGUGACGCGGCCCUAUCAGACCAUGUCCAACCCGCUCAGCAAGCUGUCGGUCCUGAACAGCAGCCACUCACACUUCAUCUUGUCUGACAACGGGACCACUGGCAAAUACGGAGCUGAGGUCCGCCUUCGUCGGCAGCUGGAAAAACACAUCUCCCUGCAGAAGAUCAACACACGUUUGGGUCAGGGGGUCCCGCUAGUCUGUCUGAUCCUUGAGGGGGGUCCUAACGUCAUCUCCAUUGUGCUGGAGAGUCUGAAGGAGGAGCCACCUGUCCCGGUUGUGGUUUGUGACGGCAGCGGUCGGGCCUCUGACAUUAUCUCCUUCGCUCACAGAUACUGUGAGGAAGAUGGGCUGGUGAAUGAGAGCGUCAAAGACCAACUGCUGGUCACCAUCCAGAAAACCUUCAACUACAGCCGCAGCCAGGCGCUGCAGAUCUUCCUCAUGGUGAUGGAGUGCAUGAAGAAGAAGACUCUGAUCACAGUGUUCAGGAUGGGCUCAGAGGGGCAGCAGGACAUUGAGAUGUCCAUCCUCACAGCCCUGCUGAAAGGUACAAAUGCUUCUGCUUCUGAUCAGCUGAGUUUGGCUCUGGCCUGGAACAGAGUGGACAUCGCUCGCAGUCAGAUCUUUGUUUACGGCCUUCACUGGCCUCCUGUGAGCGCCUUAACCGCUGAUCGGCCUAAAAGCCCGGCAGCCCAGCGACAAACAGCAGCAGCAGGUAAGGGGAAAGCCAGAGGAAAGAAAGGAAAAGGAGGAAAAACCAAACCGGAACCACCUGAGGAAACUGACCCACGGAAACUGGAGCUGCUCAGCUGGGUUAACUCCUUGGAACAAGCCAUGAUGGAUGCUCUGGUGUUGGACAGGGUGGAUUUUGUGAAGCUUCUGAUUGAAAAUGGCGUGAACAUCCAUAAUUUCCUGACAAUCCCACGUUUAGAAGAGCUGUACAAUACGAAGCUGGGACCUGCAAACACGCUGCAUUUUGUUGUACGAGAUGUCAAGAAGGGGAAUCUUCCUCCAGAUUACCAAAUAACCCUGAUUGAUAUCGGGCUGGUUCUGGAGUUUCUGAUGGGUGGAGCAUAUCGCUGCAAUUACACCAGGAAGAACUUCAGGACACUGUAUAACAACCUGUAUGGUCUGAAAAGACCCAAAGCUCUGAAGCUGCUUGGUAUGGAGGACGAUGAACCUCGACCAAAGGGGAAAGGGAAGAAGAACAAGAAAAAAGAGGAGGAAGUGGACAUUGAUGUGGAUGACCCUGAGGUCAGCAGGUUCCAGUAUCCCUUCAAUGAGCUGAUGGUGUGGGCGGUGCUGAUGAAGCGCCAGAAGAUGGCGUUGUUCCUGUGGCAACGGGGUGAGGAGGCCAUGGCUAAAGCCCUAGUGGCCUGUAAACUCUAUAAGACCAUGGCUCAUGAAUCAUCCCAGAGCGAGUUGGUGGACGACAUUUAUCAGGAUCUGGAAAAUAACUCCAAGGAGUUUGGUCAGCUUGCCUAUGAACUGCUGGAUCAGUCAUACAAACAUGAUGAGCAGCUGGCUAUGAAGAUGUUGACCUAUGAGCUGAAGAACUGGAGCAACUCCACCUGCCUGAAGCUGGCUGUAGCUGCCAAACACAGAGACUUCAUCGCACACACCUGUAGCCAGAUGCUGCUGACUGACAUGUGGAUGGGGUGCCUGAGGAUGGGCAAGAGCAACAGCCUGAAGGUGAUUUUAGGAAUUAUUUUCCCCCCUGCCAUCCUGCUCCUGGAUUUUAGACUUGGAGAUGAAGCUUCUCACCAAUCAUUGAAGGACAACAUGAUCGGGAAAAGUAAAGAUGAGGACAAAUCCAACAAGGAAGCUUCCUCGAACACCGACAUGAUGACCAAGAAAGACGAUGAAGAAGAGAGCCAGAAGAACCACCUGAGGAUUCCCAUUGGGAGGAAGAUCUACGAGUUUUAUAAUGCCCCUUUCACCAAGUUCUGGUUCAACACGAUCUCCUACCUGGUGUACCUCAUGCUUUAUAACUACAUCAUCCUGGUGAAGAUGGAGCGCUGGCCUUCUCUGCAGGAAUGGAUUGUCAUCUCUUACAUCAUCACUCUGGGCCUGGAGAAAAUCAGACAGAUCCUCAUGUCAGAGCCAGGAAAGCUGAAACAGAAGAUCAGUGUGUGGUUGGAGGAUUACUGGAACAUCACCGACCUGGCGGCCAUCACUGUCUUCCUGCUGGGCUUACUGCUGCGACUCCAGAGUGAGCCCUCCAUGGGCUAUGGACGAGUCAUCUACUGCGUUGACAUUAUUUUCUGGUACAUCCGAGUCCUCGACAUCUUUGGAGUCAACAAGUACCUGGGCCCCUACGUCAUGAUGAUCGGGAAGAUGAUGAUUGACAUGCUGUACUUCGUUGUCAUCAUGCUGGUGGUGUUGAUGAGUUUUGGUGUAGCUCGGCAGGCCAUCCUCCAUCCAGAUGAGGAACCUACAUGGCGUCUGGCUCGGAACAUCUUCUACAUGCCUUACUGGAUGAUCUACGGAGAAGUGUUUGCAGACUCCAUAGACCGUAAGACUAGCGUCUAUAUUUAUGCCAUGGAGAUUAACCCUCCGUGUGGAGACAACAUGUAUGAUGAAGAUGGGAAGAAGCUUCCUCCAUGUAUUCCUGGAGCCUGGCUAACUCCGGCUAUCAUGGCUUGUUAUCUGCUGGUGGCCAACAUCCUCCUCGUCAACCUGCUCAUUGCUGUUUUCAACAACACCUUCUUUGAGGUGAAGUCCAUCUCCAACCAGGUGUGGAAGUUUCAGCGGUACCAGCUGAUCAUGACCUUUCACGACCGCCCCAUCUUACCUCCUCCCCUCAUCAUCAUCCCCCACAUCUACAUUGUGCUGAAGAGGCUGUGCUGCUACUGCAGACGAAAGCCGGAGGGGGAGCGAGACGACCGCGAGAGGCGACUCCAGCUGGUGCUUAAUGCAGAGGAGAUAAAGAGUCUGUAUGAGUUUGAGGAGCAGUGUGUGGAAGAAUACUUCAGAGAGAAAGAAGACGAGAAGCAGUCCUCCAACAAUGAGCGAAUCAGAGUCACAUCUGAGAGGGUGGAGAAUAUGUCCAUGCGUCUCGAGGAGGUGAAUGAGAGGGAACACUCAAUGAAGGCAUCGCUGCAGACAGUGGACCUCCGCCUGGCUCAGUUGGAGGAGUUUUCAGGACGGAUGAUGAACGCUCUGGAGAAGCUGGCUGGCGUGGAUCGGGCCGACCUGGUUCGUACGCGCUCCAGAUCGUCUGUAUGUGAGCCAUCCUCUCUGCUGCGGCACGGCAGCAUCAACAGCGCUGACGGAUACAGCCUUUACCGGUACCAGCUGGACCAUGGUGACAGGACAGCUGGAGACACCGAGGACAAGAGAGUCCAUCUCAGUCCAGAGAGAAAAGCACCAAAACCAGAGGGAGGACAUGCAACAGGGGCCAUUAAGGAGCUUGUUUCAACUCUUGAAGUCGUAGGUCUGAGGGACAGGACCCAGUCUCUGUCCAACGUUGAUAUCUUGAUAUCCCCCUGUGACCCUUCCUCUACUCUAUCACAUGCUGGCCUGAUGCAGACUAAGGAUGCAGACUUAGACAAAUCAUCACAGAAGAGCAGACUGGGGACAGUUUCAUCCUUUCCCCUGGAGAAGUCCAAAGUAAUGCAGUAUUUAACAUCUCCAACUCUAGACAGCAAGAAAUCCAUCAGCACCAUUGCCUGUGACCCCAUCCAGCUGGAGGGGCUUGACAGUCUGACAUCCCCCCAGAUGAUGAAAGGAAAGGUUGAAGGUGGAGAGGAGGGACCCAAGCUGCCAGGUCAGGAACUGAAGGGUAAGACUGGAGUUGGUGAGCAGGAUGAGGAGCUGCUGGUGGAUGAGGACAGGAUCUACCCUCGCUCAAACAGUCUCAACACCAACCCAAGGAAAACUAGGACUAAGAGACAGGAGGAAGAUGUGAAGCUUCGAUCAUCUAGCAGUGUUAAAGACUUGGUGUCAGUGUUCAGGGGGGCUCAGGAAGCUUUGAACCAGAACCGGGUUCAGAGACUCUGAAAUUUUGUUGACUGAGGUGAGGUCUGGACUCAGCAGAUGUUCCAUGUUCUGGAGGUCAAUACUGACUGAAAAACCUGUCUUUAAAUGAUUAAAUGACCUGAACCGACCCAGUCUCACCAACAGUGUGUUGUCAUGCUAAAAACGUUAAACUUGGAAAUGACAACUUCAGGACAUUGGAGGUACUGGGAGCAGGUUAGUCCUGUAGAUGAUCGCUACCAAAGCUCUCCUCUUAGAUCAUUUUUUUCAGUGGAUAUCAGAGGGACAGUUUAUUGUGAAAGUACGGACUACAUGAGAGUAGUUAAUAUCUGACAUGAAAUGUAAGCAAUCAGAGAAAUCAAAGAAUGAUGGAAGAAUCCAGCAUAUGAUGCAGACUGAAUUUUAUUAAAGCAAGUAAAACUAAUACAGCAUAAAGUAGGUAAUAAAAUGUGACCGGUUCCACUGGGAUAUGACCAAUUAAUACAAGUUACUUUUAGAGAGGUUCUGCAUUUGUUUUUUGUUCAGCCUGCUAAUCUGUUAGCAUUUUAUUAAUAAAACACUGACUUGUGGCGA